Molecule: messenger RNA, 566 nt
Organism: Cryphonectria parasitica EP155
Lineage: Eukaryota; Fungi; Ascomycota; Sordariomycetes; Diaporthales; Cryphonectriaceae
Product: thioredoxin-domain-containing protein
Exons: 2
Biological process (GO): response to endoplasmic reticulum stress
Cellular component (GO): endoplasmic reticulum lumen
Molecular function (GO): protein disulfide isomerase activity; protein-disulfide reductase activity
Source: RefSeq, a predicted model, not a curated record
UCCAUAUCUACAAGCAACCGAUCCCUUCGAACUACUUGCGAAAAUCCGUUUCCAUAAAUCGACUGCGAUCAUGCAUUGCACCGCCCUUUCUACCGCUGCGGCGGUCGUGCUGGCCGUUGCACCGGUUGUCAACGCCAGCCUGUAUCUCAAGAGCUCGCCUGUGCUGCAGGUCGACUCCAAGAACUACGACAGCCUGAUCGCCAAUUCGAAUCACACCUCGGUCGUCGAAUUCUAUGCCCCCUGGUGCGGUCACUGUCAAAAUCUGAAGCCCGCAUACGAGAAAGCCGCCAAAAACCUCGAGGGCCUGGCUAAGGUGGCCGCUGUCAACUGUGAUGACGAUGCCAACAAGCCGCUCUGCGGCCAGUUUGGUGUCCAGGGCUUUCCCACCCUGAAGAUAGUCCGCCCUGGCUCCAAGAAGGGCAAACCGGUUGUGGAGGACUAUCAGGGCCAGCGUUCGGCUAAGGCUAUUGUGGAAGCGGUCGUGGACAAGAUCAACAACCAUGUCAAGCGGGUCAACGACAAGGAUAUCGACGAAUUUCUGUCAACCAAGAAUGAGUCUGCCAAGG